CUAACUGUGCUCAGUGUUCUGUCUGUGUGUUGUGCUGGUUUUUAUAACAACACAGUGGUGGCCUACCGGUGACUUGCAAACACUCUUCUGACUUCUGACGUUGUGCCGUAGAGUCGUAGAGGAACAGGCCAAGCAGACACAGAAUAGAAGCUGAGAAAUGUCCACUUCAGAGAAGACAUUGUUUAAGCGGUUGCCAACAGAUGUGGUUCCUCAGCUGUAUGAAGUUACCUUGAAACCUGACCUUGUUGAGCUCACAUUUCAAGGAUGGGAGGUUGUUCAUUUGAUGGUUAAAUCAGUGACCAGUUCAAUAACAGUGAAUGGUUUUGAGAUCACAGUGUCUGAGGCGUCGUUGUCCGGUAAGGACUCAGGGAAAACUCUGGUACCGGAAAUUGAACAUCAGCCUAAUGAGGAGAAGAUUUUGUUCCACUUCUCUGAAGGACUACAGCCGGGAGAGUACCUCCUGAAGCUCCAGUUCACGGGUUCCCUCAACGACCAGCUCCGAGGGUUCUACAGAAAUAAAUACACCACACCCUCGGGAGAGCAACGCUAUGGAGCAGGCACGCAUUUUGAGGCCACAGGUGCUCGCCGUGCUUACCCGUGCUGGGACGAGCCUGCGGUGAAAGCCAAGUUUGUUUUCACGCUGGUUGUACCCCAAGACAGGCUGGCGCUCUCAAACAUGCCUGUGGAAGAGGAAAAGCCCAGUCCGGAGAACCCAGACUUGAGGAUGGUGAAGUUUGAACCCACCCCUACCAUGUCCACCUACCUUACUGCCUUUGUGGUCGGGGAGUAUGACUGUGUGGAGGACACCACUAGCAAUGGAGUUCCAGUCCGUGUGUUCACUCCGGUGGGCAAGAAAGAGCAGGGACGAUUUGCCUUAGAGGUUGCAACCAAAGCGCUGUCAUACUAUGAGUGGUACUUUGAUGUUCCGUACGGACUACCCAAACUAGAUCUGAUCACACUGUCUGAGUUCCCCAUAGGUGCAAUGGAAAACUGGGGUCUGGUCACGUAUCGAGAAACUUGCUUGUUGGUUGACAGUGUCCACUCAUCUGCCCUGACUCGCCAGCGAGUGGCUGUGGUCGUGGCCCAUGAGCUCUCACACAACUGGUUUGGCAAUCUUGUUACCAUGGAAUGGUGGACUGAUCUGUGGCUGAAGGAGGGCUUUGCGACCUGGAUAGAGUAUCAAUGUGUGGCCUCCCUUUACCCCGAGAUGGAUGUGUGGAUGACGUUCAUCAACGGAGACCAGGCAUAUGCCUUGAAACUGGACGCUCUCAGCACCAGUCACCCUGUGGAGGUGGAAGUUGGGCAUCCCGGUGAAAUUGAUGAAAUCUUUGAUGGCAUCUCCUACUGCAAAGGCGCCUGUCUCAUCCGCAUGCUGCAGUCACACAUUGGGGACGAGGCUUUCCGUAAAGGCAUGAAGCUAUACCUGAACAGGCACAAGUUUUCUAACACCAACACCUCCAACAUGUGGGCAGCCAUGUCCGAGUCCAGUGGGGAAGACGUCGGUCAGCUCAUGGACUCAUGGACCAAACAGAUGGGCUUCCCGUUGAUCAAGGUGGAGGAGGUCAUUGACACAAACUCUGAGCAGCGCCAGGUUGUCCUCUCGCAGGAAAAGUUUACUUCCCAAGUGCCGAGCGGAGAUGAGGCCAAGUCCAGUGCCCGGUGGAGGGUGCCCUACUCCAUCACAACUGCCCGCAGCCCGGAGAAGCCCGUGGUGAAAGGCGUUCUGGCUGAUGGCUCGGUCACUCUGACAGUACCGGACUGUGCUCCUGGGGACUGGAUACGGGUGAACCCAGGCCAGUUUAUGUUCUACCAUGUUCAGUACUCCCCUGAAGCCCUUCAGAGAUUUUUGCCAGCCUUGAUCAGUAAUGUACUUGGCCCGGUGGAUCGACUGGGACUGUUAACCGACCUCCUGGCAUUGUGCAGGGCGAACUACAUUAAUGCCGUGGAUGUCUUGAGAUUGACUAAGAGCUACCGUUCUGAGAAGAACUUUGCCGUGUGCAGCAAACUGACCUCUGCCCUGGCCGACCUGGGCUCACAGAUCCAGCAGCUGACCGAGGGAAGUUUCUCCCGCUACAAGACAUUUGUCUGCGACAGCCUGAGGGACACUGGGGAGAGGCUGGGCUGGGAGGCACAGUCAGGGGAAGACCAUGGGGACAAAAUGCUGAGGGAACAAGUCCUCACGAGAUUGGGCAGAAGUGGUGAGGAGAAGGUCAAGGAGGAAGCAUUCCGAAGAUUUGAGGCACAUUUUGCUGGUCAGCAAGUCUUAUCUGGUGACAUCAAGGCUCCGGUUUAUACCACAGUUCUGACGCAUGGGGGUAAAGCUGUCUUUGAAAAAAUGCUUCAGCUGUAUGAUCGGGAAGACUCUUUGGAAGAAAAGAAUCGGAUUGGUCGUUUGCUAGGUUGUGUAUCGGACGCUGAGCUCAUCCAGUCUGUGCUUAAGUUUGCUCUAUCGGACAAGGUCCGUAACCAGGACAGUGUGGCAGUGCUGGGCGGCGUGAGGGCGUCUCUGCAGGGCAAAGAACUCUUGUGGAGCUUCGUUAAGGAAAACUGGUCUGAGCUUUAUCGUCGCUACGGCACCAGCACCAUGCUCAGCGGGCUGAUCAAGGUUCUCACUGAAGGAGUGGGCUGUGCUGACCAGGCAGCAGAUAUUGAGAAAUUCUUCAAGUCCCACAAGGCCAAAGCAGCAGAACGUGCCAUACAACAGGGGCUGGAACACAUCUCCUCUAACGUGGCCUUCCUACGGAAACAAGGGUCGUCUAUCUUGGAAUUUUUGAAGACUGAAGCUUAGAUUUGUGUAGCUUAAAUUUAGGUGUGACUAGGAGGCAUAUGUCGGUAUAUUAAUAUUAUGUUGAAAAGCAAAUCAAAUCAAUUUUAACUCUUUCAGCCCCAGCCAUUUUUGUGCACCCCCUAACCCCAAUCGCAGCCAGUGCAGCAGUAUUUCA
This is a messenger RNA of Aplysia californica (California sea hare), 2942 nucleotides long. RefSeq names its product puromycin-sensitive aminopeptidase. Gene Ontology annotation, molecular function: metalloaminopeptidase activity; peptide binding; zinc ion binding. Bases 158 to 2788 code for a protein of 876 amino acids. The transcript is spliced from 22 exons. Gene Ontology annotation, cellular component: cytoplasm. The record is from RefSeq and is a predicted model, not a curated record. NCBI's taxonomy places the organism in Eukaryota, Metazoa, Mollusca, Gastropoda, Aplysiida, Aplysiidae. Gene Ontology annotation, biological process: proteolysis; peptide catabolic process.